AUGUCUGCGCCCUUUAGUAAACUCCCGGCCGCUGCGACCAUUGCCCCGACACCAUUUACUUCUUCCAUUCCCCAGGAUCAAUUGGACGAUCUCAGGACCCUACUCAAACUGUCCAAGAUUGCCCCACCGACGUAUGAGAACACCCAAACAGAUCGUCGCUUUGGUGUCACCUCCGACUGGCUGACCACGGUUCGAGAGAAAUGGCUGAAUGACUUUGACUGGAGAGCCUGUGAAGCCCGUAUCAACAGUUUCCCCCAGUUCACUGCGCAGAUCGAAGAUAUCAAACUGCAUUUUGUAGCCCUAUUCUCGGAGAAACGGGAUGCGGUCCCGGUGGUUCUCCUUCAUGGAUGGCCUGGGAGCUUUCUGGAGUUUCUUCCAAUGCUGCAGCUGUUCCGGGAGGAAUUUACUCCCAACACGUUGCCAUACCACCUGAUUGUCCCCUCACUCCCCGGGUACGCGUUCUCGUCCGGUCCUCCUCUGGACCGAAACUACUCCACAGAGGACGUUGCACGUGUGGUAGAUCGAUUGAUGGAAGACCUAGGGUUUGGGAGCGGAUAUGUCGCACAAGGGGGUGACAUAGGAAGCAAAGUCGCACGGAUACUCGCCGUGGACCAUGAUAGCUGCAAAGCUGUUCAUUUGAAUUUUCAGUACAUACCAUCCCCUCCCGGGGGAGACUCAGGCGAUAUCACAGAAGCCGAGAAACGUGGACUAAGUCGACGGGAGGAUUUCCUGACGCUAGGCCGAUCAUACUCAGACGAGCACGCUACAAGACCAAGUACCAUUGGCCAUGUUCUGUCCAGCAGUCCGAUAGCUCUGCUUGCAUGGUGUGGAGAGAAAUAUCUCGACUGGGUAGACGACCCGCUUCCUACCGAGACCAUUCUGGAGUUAAUCUCUCUAUAUUGGUUGACGGAGUCGUUUCCACGGGCAAUCUACCCCUAUCGUGAGCUAAUUUCCAUGGCUAAAGAUGCUCAAGCCUACAUGCGUCGGUGGUAUAUCCGUAAACCGUAUGGUUUCUCUUCCUUUCCCCGGGAAAUCAUGCCCCCGCCUAGAUCCUGGAUGAGAAUCACGGGAGAUCUCACUUUCUGGAAAGAUCAUGACAAGGGUGGACACUUUGCUGCGCUGGAGAGACCUAAGGAUAUGAAAGAUGAUUUGACCGAAUUUAUUGCGCUGGCUUGGUCGUGA
Messenger RNA from Aspergillus tanneri, 1182 nucleotides. RefSeq names its product epoxide hydrolase family protein. NCBI's taxonomy places the organism in Eukaryota, Fungi, Ascomycota, Eurotiomycetes, Eurotiales, Aspergillaceae. The record is from RefSeq and is a predicted model, not a curated record. Bases 1 to 1182 code for a protein of 393 amino acids. Gene Ontology annotation, biological process: epoxide metabolic process. The transcript has 8 exons. Gene Ontology annotation, molecular function: epoxide hydrolase activity.